Neltuma alba is the source of this 1589-nucleotide messenger RNA. Its product is annotated as histone-lysine N-methyltransferase ASHR1. The transcript is spliced from 12 exons. Bases 90 to 1589 code for a protein of 499 amino acids. The record is from RefSeq and is a predicted model, not a curated record. Gene Ontology annotation, molecular function: protein binding. Lineage: Eukaryota; Viridiplantae; Streptophyta; Magnoliopsida; Fabales; Fabaceae. Gene Ontology annotation, cellular component: nucleus.
GAAGGCUGCAAGGACCGUCGAUGAUCAGAAUUCACUAUUGCAACUGUUUGGACUUUGGAGCAGCGCCUUGUAGAGCUGAACAAACGUGAAUGCGAGAGACACCAGCAAUGGAGGAUUUGCAGAGUGCUCUAAAGGAUCGUAAUUUAACGGUUUCCACCGUGGCAGAUAAGGGUCGCUGCCUCUUGGCUACGAGAGAUUUUUACCCAGGAGACGUGAUUAUAAGCCAAGAGCCUUAUGUGUGUGCGCCAAAUAAUUCUUCAGCCGAAACAAGGUGUGAUGGAUGUUUCGCGACAAGUAAACUUAAAAAGUGCUCUGGUUGUCAAGUUGUAUGGUAUUGUGGAAGUACAUGCCAGAGGGCAGAGUGGAAGUUGCAUCGUCUUGAAUGUGAAGUUCUCUCAAGGCUGGAAAAGGACAAGAGAAAAUUUGUCACACCAUCCAUUCGACUGAUGGUAAAACUUUAUCUUCGAAGGAAGUUGCAAAGUGAAAAGGUUAUCCCAAGCACUGCUACAGACAACUAUAGCUUGGUGGAGGCAUUAGUGGCACGUAUCCUUUUGUCAUAUUUUGUCUUUAUGUCUAUUGUACUUAACACGGUUCUGUAUAUGUUUUCUCACAUAUCAAUGAUGAUUGUUAUUUUUGACACACACUUCCAUCUAGACAUGUCUGACAUCAAUGAGGGACAGCUGGUUCUGUACGCGCAGAUGGCUAAUCUUGUAAACUUAAUAUUACAGUGGCCUGAAAUCAACAUAAAAGAGAUUGCGGAAAAUUUUUCCAGGUUUGCAUGUAAUGCGCAUACCAUUUGCGACAGUGAACUGAGACCCUUGGGGACAGGAUUGUAUCCUGUAAUUUCCAUAAUCAACCACAGUUGCUUGCCCAAUUCAGUGUUGGUUUUUGAGGGAAGGUCAGCUGUAGUACGUGCUGUGCAACAUAUACCCAAAGGUUCGGAGGUGCUGAUAAGUUACAUAGAGACUGCUGGGAGCACUAUGACUCGGCAGAAGGCUCUCAAAGAGCAGUACCUGUUCACUUGCACCUGUCCCCGCUGUGCUAGAAUGGGACAAUCUGAUGAUAUUCGAGAAAGCGCAAUUUUGGAAGGAUACAGAUGCAAGAAUGAAAAAUGCUAUGGUUUCUUGAUGCGUACUAAUGAUGGAAGAGGAUUCCAAUGCCAAGAAUGUGGACUAGUCAGGGACAUGGAAGAGAUAAAGUUGAUUGCAACGGAAGUAAAAUCACUAACUGAAGAUAAAGCUUCUAAACUUGAUCCAACUGGCAAUUAUCAGGAUGCUGUUGCUGCAUACAAAAUAAUUGAGAAAUUGCAAUCAGAAUUAUGCCAUCCCUUUUCAAUCAGCUUGAUGCAAACUCGAGAAAAGCUUUUGAAGUUAUUGAUGGAGGUGGAACAUUGGAGAGAAGCUCUGGCAUACUGCAAAUUGACCUUACCAGUCUAUCAAAAUCUAAAACCCCCUGCUCUUAUUCAGUUUGAGCUGCAAAAUCCACACAUGCUGCUGAUGUCUAGUCCUGGACUUUCUAUUCUAUUACAGAGUUUAUCCAGCAGUUCAUCCAUUGCUUGGUUUGCAAUAUUAUACUUGUGGAAAGCUUGA